Sycon ciliatum is the source of this 2759-nucleotide messenger RNA. RefSeq lists its product as uncharacterized. Bases 497 to 2194 code for a protein of 565 amino acids. The record is from RefSeq and is a predicted model, not a curated record. Gene Ontology annotation, molecular function: protein binding. Lineage: Eukaryota; Metazoa; Porifera; Calcarea; Leucosolenida; Sycettidae. The transcript is spliced from 5 exons.
UGCACCGGUGCCGAGUCUGCGGAGCUAGCAGAUAGCACCGUAUAAAUAUCAUCACCAAGAGUCCAUAUGGACUAAUGAUAUCACUGAGCCCAACCGUGGACACCUUCCAGUAUUUCUGUAUUAGUAUUGUACCUUCGUAGAAGAAGUAAUUCACUUUUGUUUGUUGUAUCGCCCGUGCACGCGUGUUUGGUACAUUGUAGAUUCAAAGUUCUUUCCCUUGUUCUUCUGAAUGUAGGCAUUUGUCACAGAAAAAGGCUUACUAUGGCUGUCACCUCCUGCUUCAAUUGAGCGGCGAUAGUAGAACGACAGCUAGCAACUGGUUUGGCUUACUUUGUCUUUGACUGCGGGUCACGUAGCAGGAUAGCGCCUACAUGUAGUAGCUGUUUCACGCUCUGCUAGACUGCCACAAGCGGCUAGUCCGUCCUGUUGUGUGCCUGUCACGCGUCUAGUCUGUGUUGGUAAGACACAUGUGGAGUAACUAGAUAUUCGCUAGAAGAUGUCCUGUCCCGACAGCCCAGCGAAGGUGACGUCCUUUUUCGACGUCGAGGCAGCGAUGAAGUCGCUCCUGUUCAUGAACGGCUUGAGGAAGCAAGCAACACUGCAAACGAAUAGCCAACAACAGGAGAAGCAGUUGGACCCGAGCUGCAGUCUGUGUGACGUCACUGUGCAAGUGAAUGGCAGACAGCUGCCGGCACAUAAGGUGGUGCUGGCAUCGUGCAGUGAAUACUUCGCCCGUGUGCUAACGACCGGCCCGCAAGCCGUGGCUAGUACUGGCGAUAGAGCCGCUGGCAACGCCGCAACGGAGCACAACACCAGCACAGGCGUUGUUGACGUCACCAGCCAAUUGUCGGAGGCAGAGCGAAUAGAGGAUGCCGCGUUUGAUGCGCUUCUCGACUAUGCAUACACGAAGCGGGUGGAUAUAUGCGAAGCGAACGUUCACGAUAUCUUCCACGCGGCCGACUGCUUGCGGUUCAGUGGUGUAAAAAUAGCUUGUUUCAAGUUCUUGGAGCGUGCCCUGUACAAGGAUAACUGCAUUAAGAUGUGGAUGUUUGCCAAGGGGCACAGCGAUGCGGCGCGGCUAGUGGAUGCGUCGCGGCGCGUCGUCGAGGCCAACUUCAAGGCGCUGUGCAGCACGUUCGGGUUCCUGGAGCUGCCGCUCGAGAGCGUGGUGGAGCUGCUGUCCAGCGACAAUCUGAACGUGUCCAAUGAGGAGGAGGUGUAUAAGGCGGCCGUGGACUGGCUGCAUCAUGGAGUGCACGAUGAGCGCCGCAGCAAUGCCGCCAGCAUCAUGGGUGCCGUGCGUCUCGAGCUGCUGUCGCAUGAGUUUCUCAUGAGCAUUCUGGACACGGACAGUCUGAUCACGGACGACUGCAAGUGCCUGGCGCAGGCGAUAGCUGCGAUCGAGAUCAAGGUGGAGCACCAGGACAAGGUGCCGAGUAGCAGUGCCGUCCUGGACGAAGCGGGUACAACCCACGGCCGGCGAUCAUGCCAUGGCAUAGAGGAGAUCUGCAUACCGCGACAAUCUGGCGGUCGACUGGGUGUCGGUGUUAUGGGAGGUGUCGAUCGGCCAGGGCAUGUUUUCUACAAGGGCAGCAGUCCAUGUCUGCGCGUAACAGAGAUACAUUCGGACGGCGCUGCUUCGAAUAGCAACGUGCGCGCCGGUGAUCAGAUCUUGUCCAUCAACGGCCAUCCAGCAGAGCACCUGCGCCAUGACCAAGCCAUCGCUCUGCUCUCCAAGCCCAGGGAUCGCAUCACACUGGUUGUGCGACACGAGCCGCCUCCGCCCGGCCUACAGCAAUUUAACCUGUCUUCUAAUCGUGGACAGGGCUUCGGUCUGUGCAUCGAAGGCGGCGCCAAUGCACCUUCAGGAAACCCGGAGGAUCCGGAUGACGACGGGAUUUAUGUAUCUCAGAUCUUGCCAGGAGGGGCUGCAGAACAUUCCGGAAUGCUCAAGGUUGGUCAUCGCAUUCUACAGGCAAACAGUAUCAGUAUGCUUGGAAUAAGUCACGCCGAGGCGCUGCAAAUACUGCGCCAGUCAGCCGAACGCCUACAUCUCAUGGUGUGCGACGGGUUCAAGUCAGCCCUAGUGCCGCCCGUUGGUGAUAGUGCCGAGAGUCGGCGGCAGCAGGUCAGCGAACACUAUCGCAAGCUGUGCUUCAAUAUUCCCGAAUAUGCCAACACCGUACCGUACUAGAAUGCUACAUUGUAGAAUGCCUGCUGAGUAGCGUUACAACACGUCUACUUAGCUAGGUUAGGCUAACGCUUAGCUCUGUGUCGGCAUACAGGCCAGAGACCGGCUGCCGAGCUACACAUGAUAACGAAAUUUACACUUGAUCUAUUUCCAGCAGGGAGUCGUAAAAUAUAAAAAUUCGUAAAAUACGACCCCCUGAUUUCCAGCUGUUGCUGCUUUCAUUCAGUGCUGCCAUAUUUCGCCAAUAUUUAAUCAGCCCAACAACCAAAAGAAUUCGCUUUUUUAGCCAGUUAUAAUUAUUAUGAUUAGGAACAUGUCAGCAGGAGCUAACCCCUCACUCAUCACACAUCUUAAAUGCAAAGUUCAUCCUCCAAGCUUUUCUCGCCCAGCACAUCAAUGGCUCCACACACUUUUUGUCUUUCGUCCUCCAAACUUGUCUUGCGAAGCGAAUUAUCAAUGGCUCCACACACUUUUUUUGUCUUUCAAAACGAUUGACAUUUUCAGUAUCCUCUAAACUUCUGAUGAUUCUUUAGAAUUUCAUGAAGAAGAAUAGGAAGAACUCCCAGAG